CGGACAGUCGGAGCAAUUGCUCAAUUGUGUUCAGUUCGUUCGAAGAGGCGGUUACGGUUGCAAUUGGCCACCUUUUUCUCUAUCGCUUGGGUCAUUCAGUACAUUCCCGAAAUAAACAAGAAGCAGCAUCAUGAGCGGACAAUCGGCACUGAUGGCCAACCUGGCCGAUGUGGUCAAGGAGGCCAAGGAUGAGGAGAUCCCGAUGCCCAAGUCGAAUGACUUCUUCGAGUCCAAGACCUUCCGCCUACUCACCCUGAUGCUCUACAUGGGCGGCGUGAGCGGCAUGGGCCUGACACUGGCGGUCUACUACCUGUUCAUCUGGGACUCACGCAUGCCGCCGCUGCCCGUGUUCAAGCACACGCAUCCGAUUGGCUAGGAUCGGAUGGCUUUCAGUUAGUUGGCCAUCCAUCUCCCAGCGACAUCAGUGACCGGAAUUGGAUAAAAUUGUGAUACCCGAGAAAAUAGCCAUUCGCCUCCUAAACUCAUCGGAAGUGACCGCGGAGCAGUUCUACAAGCACAUCCUCGAGCAGUACCGCAUCCUCAGCCACAUGCAGCAGCAGCGCCAGCAACUGCUGC
Molecule: messenger RNA, 576 nt
Organism: Drosophila simulans
Lineage: Eukaryota; Metazoa; Arthropoda; Insecta; Diptera; Drosophilidae
Gene: inaF-B
Exons: 2
Coding region: 131-376 (81 amino acids)
Source: RefSeq, a predicted model, not a curated record